AUGUUUGGAGAACAUGAACUGAAUUUCAAGAAGGAUGACGUUGCCUCUAGCAGCGGUUACACUGAAGACAAACUGCAAUAUAGAGUCAACAGCUACAUCCUGGAGGAUUAUAGACAAUUGCCAAUUGGCUUGAAGGAAUUGAAGAAUAAUGAUAGCUCAUUCCCAGUGGCGGUACCUGUAGCUGGCGAGGAUAAAGGCGCUGAUAGUUUUCCAUCUUCAAGAAGAAAUCAAAGUAUCAGCGAAGGCACUCCAUUUACUUUGCUAAAUACUGACAGCAUUACUGCUGCUAUUGUCAAGCAACUCAAGUUAAGCAACAAAUUCAUGGAAAACAUUUCACGUCGUCCGUCCCACGUUAUUGAACAGAUGAAAUUGGACAAAGAGCGUGAAAUAUUGUUGGACGAUCGUCGUAGAAACGGUCAAAGUAUUGGUCAAUCGCUACCCCUGGAUCAAAAAGUUAGUACAUCCCUGAAACCGAGCACUGGAUCUGGAACGGAUGGGCAAUCCCCCAUCAUUGACAGAAUUAUGGACAAACACCCUAUAGCGUUUGAUUGCAAGAGAAUGUUGAUUUCAGUAGACCGCACUUUCAAACAAGAUACCUUGAUAUUCCCCAGCGCAGGAUCUUAUGAACUUUUCAAACAAUUGAGCAAAGGCAGAAAGGAAAACGAUACUUUCAGAAGCGGCAAUUUAGGCUCGAGCGAUCCAUCAUCCACGAUAAAGAUUGAUGGUGAUCAUAUUAUACCGGUACAUUUUAAAGCUAAAGGGCAAGGCUUGCCGCUUUUGAAAAUGCAGAGCCCACACAUGUCUUUGGUUCGUAAAAGUGGACCCCAACUUGUUUUCAAAAAAUUCAAGGAGGAUACUGCACUACCUUCUUAUGCCGGUGAUGAUACCGAUUUCGAGACUUUUGAUUAUUGUUUUGUUUAUGUCAAAUCUUUCACAAACUAUCAACGAUAUAUUCUUGAAUUUUUUCCCAAUACUUCAUCUUGUUUCAAGAUUGUCAUAUUUCAAGCAACAUUCAAGCCAUUCGCCGACUUUAUCUACAAAGGAACUCGUUUCCGAGUUAUAGGAACUUCAGCCGCUAAUGGGUUCCACAAUCGGUAUAAUCAACAGAUGGGAUUACUUGUGAUUGAUGACGAUGAGCCAUCACUAUGUGAUUGGAUUAUCAAUGAGAAGAUAAAGCUGCGAAAGUUGAGUUUUUUAAAUUUGAGGAAAUCAAGUCUGGAGGAGACGUCGGCUUUGGAAUUCGAUAUCAAUAAUGCUGUGACGUAUUUAAAUCCAGUGCCCAAAACUGAACAAUUUGUCAAGGUUUUGAAAUUAUGUUGCGCUCAUCGCCUUUCUUUUAUUCCAAAGAACUUGCUGCCGUUUGGAGGCCUAACUGAGAUGGCUGCUUUUGAAUCUUCUUUUGGUCCUGUACCCAAGAAGGCAAAAGACUUUGGAACUGUUCUGAUUUAUCAAGAUUCGGAGACAAUUUCUGUAAACACAAACACAGGCACAGCUACAGGAGCACUGAGUGCAGAUUUACCUGUUGAAAAAUCGUUCUUGGAUAGUACAUUGUCUGUCGAUGAAGACACGAUAGUCCUUGCGAUAGUUUUAAACACGUUGAGAGAGUUUGUGGUUAACAGUUCCAGAUGGAACAGUAAAGCGUCAUUGAGAAAUUCAAGUACUGGAAUGAAUCUUGGAUACUAUGAACUGUUUGGGCCAAUCUAG
Messenger RNA from Lodderomyces theae, 1704 nucleotides. RefSeq lists its product as uncharacterized. NCBI's taxonomy places the organism in Eukaryota, Fungi, Ascomycota, Pichiomycetes, Serinales, Debaryomycetaceae. The transcript has a single exon. The record is from RefSeq and is a predicted model, not a curated record. Bases 1 to 1704 code for a protein of 567 amino acids.